UUCAUUGGUUGGUCGCUGAGCUCUGGCCACUCGUGGUCGUAGCAAGUGGCGUUUCAACACCCUAGAGAGAGAAACAGAUCAAGAGAGAGGGUUAGAGAGAGAGAGAGAGAGAGAGAGAGAGAGAGAGAGAGGGGUUAAGAGAGAGAAGGGGAGACCCGGGGGCCGGGCAAGAUAGAGGGGAGCGUGCGCAGGAAGCUGAUGAGGCUCCUGUCGUUCGUGCCCUGCGGCUGCCGUGCUGGACCAAUCGACGACGCGCCACCAGCGGAGACGUUGCACGCCGGCGACGGCGCGGCGGCGAGGAGGCGAAGGAGGAGGGCCAGGUCCCUGGGGGUGCCCCAGUGGCGACCGUCGCUUGGGAACAUCUACGAGGAGUACAGCACCGACGCGGCCAAGGCCGGCGGCGGGAGAAGGGUCGUGCCGGCGAGGGCCGGCAAGUCGGCAUCCUGGGACGUCGCCAGGGUGCUGCCCCGCGCGCACAGUGAUGAAUACCGGCACCUCGAGAGCGCGUCAUCCAUGCCAGCGUUCGUGCCGACGGCGUACUUGUUCUGAUCAUGGCCUCGACCGACCGAUGAGGCGAUGAUGACGACAAGCAGGACCAAAGGGAACAAUUAUCAGAAACGUAUAUACAAAUUAUUAUUAUUAUCUACGUAUUGCAGAACCAAGGAUUUAUACGCAUCCAGGAAAUAAACUCAUCUCUUCUUCGUGAGAGAUAGCGUGUGCAUAUACAUCCAUGUCUAUAUAUAGUAUUAUUUAUGCAUGAGUAGUAUGUGAUCUCUCUCUCUCUCUCUCUCUCUCUCUCUCUAUCUCUCUCUCUCUCUCUCUCUCUCUCUCUCUCUAUAUAUAUAUAUAUAUAUAUAUAUAUAUAUAUGGAUUGGAUGUAUAUACACAUAUAUGUGGCAUGCAUCACCAUGCAUGGCCUUGUAAAUCUUCUCAUGGUGUAAAUGUGUGUGUGUGGCGAGUCUAUUAUGUACCUAGGCCCAACAAACUAAGUCACACCACCCUUUAAUUAUUGCAGUCAUCUUUGCACUA
This is a messenger RNA of Phragmites australis (common reed), 1029 nucleotides long. RefSeq lists its product as uncharacterized. Bases 199 to 549 code for a protein of 116 amino acids. The transcript is spliced from 2 exons. NCBI's taxonomy places the organism in Eukaryota, Viridiplantae, Streptophyta, Magnoliopsida, Poales, Poaceae. The record is from RefSeq and is a predicted model, not a curated record.